This is a messenger RNA of Amorphotheca resinae ATCC 22711, 2510 nucleotides long. RefSeq lists its product as hypothetical. Gene Ontology annotation, molecular function: 4 iron, 4 sulfur cluster binding; homoaconitate hydratase activity. Gene Ontology annotation, biological process: L-lysine biosynthetic process. The record is from RefSeq and is a predicted model, not a curated record. NCBI's taxonomy places the organism in Eukaryota, Fungi, Ascomycota, Leotiomycetes, Helotiales, Amorphothecaceae. Bases 35 to 2452 code for a protein of 805 amino acids. The transcript is spliced from 2 exons.
GAAUCAUCAUCGCAAUUGCAUCAAUGCUACCAAAAUGAUAACUCAACGCAUUGGUUAUGGCCUCCGGGCCAAACCAUCUACGAACCUUCUCCCCCUCAGAGCUUUCCGUUCUCCUCUCCGAGCCUUUACCUCCACGGCGCAACGAAUGCAAGAUGUCUUCCACUCUCAACUCGAAUCCCAAAACCCCUCUUCUACUUUAUCUGCACUUAAGGGAUCUACAAGCGGAAUACCGCAAACUCUCACUGAAAAAAUCGUCCAAAAAUACUCCAUUGGCCUUCCACCCUCAAAGAAAGUCCAAUCUGGAGACUAUGUCACCCUUUCCCCGCACCAUUGCAUGACCCACGACAACUCCUGGCCUGUGGCGCUCAAGUUUAUGUCGAUUGGAGCCACCAAAAUCCAUGACCCGAAACAGAUCGUAAUGACCCUGGACCACGAUGUACAAAAUAAGUCCGAGUCGAACCUGAAGAAGUAUCGCCAGAUUGAGGAGUUCGCCAAGAAGCAAGGAGUGGAUUUCUACCCCGCGGGAAGGGGCAUUGGACAUCAGAUUAUGGUAGAAGAGGGAUACGCCUGGCCUGGGACGAUGACCGUUGCGAGCGACUCGCAUACCAACAUGUAUGGAGGGAUCGGCUGUUUGGGAACGGCGAUGGUUCGGACGGACGCAGCUUCCAUUUGGGCGACCGGAAAGACAUGGUGGCAGAUUCCCCCUAUUGCGAAAGUUACAUUUACUGGUGUGUUGCCGAAGGGAGUUACGGGAAAAGAUGUUAUUGUGGCGCUGUGUGGGCUGUUUAACAACGACGAGGUGCUGAACCAUGCCAUUGAGUUCACGGGGAGUGAGCAAACGAUGCGGUCCAUACCAGUGGAUGAUCGAUUGGCGAUUGCGAACAUGACUACAGAAUGGGGCGCCUUGACAGGACUGUUCCCUAUUGAUGAUAUGUUGAAGGCAUGGUUAAGAGCCAAGGCUACGACAGCUGCGCUGUUUGACCAAGGCAAGGACACAAGAUUCACACAUGCACGAAUUGACGAGCUGUUGCAAAAUGCGAUGGUGGCAGACAAAGGAGCCAAGUAUGCGAAAUCUCUUUACCUCAACCUGUCUACUCUAUCGCCAUACGUCUCGGGUCCAAACUCCGUAAAGGUCGCUACUCCCCUCAACACUCUGGAAGCGCAAAAUAUAAAACUGGACAAAGCCUACCUUGUCUCAUGUACCAACUCCCGGGCCUCUGAUCUUGCUGCAGCUGCGAAGGUCUUCAAGGACGCCUCCGCCUCUGGAACCCCCGCCAAGAUUGCCCCUGGCGUGAAAUUCUACAUUGCUGCCGCAUCUCUCCCAGAACAGCAAGCCGCGGAAGAAGCGGGUGACUGGCAAGCUUUGUUGGAUGCCGGAGCACAGCCGUUGCCGGCAGGCUGUGGGCCAUGUAUCGGCCUUGGGACUGGGCUGUUAGAGCCCGGUGAAGUGGGAAUAAGUGCAAGCAAUAGAAAUUUCAAGGGCAGAAUGGGAAGCCCAGAUGCGAAGGCCUACCUUGCAUCUCCGGAAGUGGUAGCAGCAUCCGCCCUGAAGGGAACAAUUGCCGGGCCGGGUUGGUAUGAGAAGCCAAUCGGGGUGGAGAAGGUGGUCCUUGGUGAGGGGAAUGGUAUUCCGGAAGAGGAUCGCGCUAUCAGUAUCGAGGAGGCGUUGGAUAAGAUCAUUUCCCAAGCCGACUCUAUCAUUGAAGGGGCCGAGAAAUCCAUCCUGGGUGGAUCGCAAGAGGCAACAGAAGCGGCAGAGGAUGAAGAAUCACUGACUGCCAUCCUCCCCGGCUUCCCUGAGAAGAUAGAAGGCGAAAUCAUCUUCUGCGAUGCAGACAACAUCAACACCGACGGUAUCUACCCCGGGAAAUACACUUAUCAAGAUGACAUCACACCGGAGGUCAUGGCCAAGGUGUGUAUGGAGAACUACGAUCCUGCUUUCGGUUCUCUUGCUCGCGAAGGCGAUAUCCUAGUCUCUGGAUUCAACUUUGGUUGUGGGAGCUCCAGAGAACAAGCCGCCACAGCAAUCUUGGCCAAGAAAAUCCCUCUUGUCGUCGCCGGGUCUUUUGGCAACAUCUUCUCGCGGAAUUCGAUAAACAACGCCCUCAUGGGGGUGGAAGUCCCGCGUCUCAUCGAGAGACUCCGUGAGACAUUCUCAGCGAAGAAGGUAGAAUCCAAUAGCCAUGUGAACGAACCGAACGAAAACAAGGAUAGUCUUGACUCGCCACCUCCAUCAAAGCAGGCGAGCCCUGCCGAGGAGAAGGUGCUUACCAGAAGAACUGGAUGGAAGCUCGUUUGGGAUGUGAAGCGGAGCAAGGUCAUCGUCACCGAAGGAGAAGGAGGAAAGACGUGGAGUCAGAAGGUUGGCGAACUGCCGCCUAAUGUUCAAGAAAUUAUUGCCAGAGGUGGAUUGGAGAAAUGGGUCAAGGGUGAGAUUAGUAAAUCGGCGUGAUGUAUAAAUAAAUGUAGGGAAAUAAAAAGAAAUUUGAAUACAUCAAGAUGUACAUACC